GCUUUCCUUGUAACGUAAUUUUCAAGCAGCGCAGCGACUUGCUGUUUUGACCGCAGUGAAGAGCUUCGACAAGCUUACAGCAAUAAUAACGUUUUCUACUUCGUUUGGCUUGGUAGCCUAUUCUUAUUGUGCUGUGGGCUAAUCCUUGCACUUCUCCCACUAGUGUGUGCUUUUAAAGCAUCUCCUGCACAUUCUGCCAGUACUGCAGCAGCAGCUGAUUCAAAGCGGACAGCUCGCAGAAAACACGCAGACUCCUGGGGGAAACAUGCACUGGCAUAGACUGAAGAAGUCAUGACGCGUGUUUUUUCUUUAAUGAAACCGAAGAAAUGAGUUGCGGUUUCUCUGGAAGAGGGAUGGGAUGCAGGAAACUCCGCCGAUACUCCUCCGCCCGGGACUGAAUGUGUUGGAGGGAUGGAGCGGUUCACGAGACCCCGAGUGAAGGACAUUAGAGAACACACUAGAACUGAAAUGUGUUGCGUUUGGUUGGAAAACAUGGACAUAUCCUGCUUGGGACGAGCUCUUCUGCCUAUCUAUGAUUCUGUAGAGAUUUUUGAGGCAUAUGGAGUACAAGUACAAAACUGUGAGAAGAUGUCUGCAUGUUUAUUAUGAUUUAUUAAUGCACUAGUUUAACAUAUAUUAAAAUGUUUUGAUCGUUAAAUCAGAUUUAUUUUAACCUAUGCAAUUUUCUGAUCUUCCAUUAACUGUUUUAUAUACGUGCAUUAAUAUAUAGGACAAACUUUCAUCCAGUCAGGCAGUUUAUCUAUGCAUAAAUCAUAAUUGUAUUCUGGCAUGCAAACAGUCACAUGUCUUUACUAUCUACAGCUAAGAAAUGCACAGGCCAAGUGCCAGACUUGGUAAUUGGGUCUGUCAACUAUCUGUCAGGCAUGUCUUUAGAUUUACGUAUAAAGCAACAUUUUCUAGCUCAUUUUAAAUCCAAAUAAGCUCUAGUAGCUGAUUUUGGGCGUACUUGAGUUUUGGGACUUUCAGAUUACAGCUCUUUUACUCUUUGGCAAUCAAACAGACAGCAUGGGAAACAUACUUUAUUGUUGCCGUAAAGUGUCAGAAUAUAUUACCACCAAGGGAGCUGCUGAUCAGACUGAAGAGCACUCGGCGCUCUUAUCCCAGGAAAACAGCGAUGGAGAAAGUGUCUCUCCUUCAAGGACCUCAGCUGAUCUGCUGGACUCCCCAGUUCUGGACCAAGAUCACCUUUUGUUUCCUGACAUUGUGCUCAGCAGCAACCUUCACAUCAGAGGAGACUCAACUGAGGCUUUGGAGCUCUUAUUGGCAACAAGCGGGCAAGAGGCCAGCAGAGAAGAUGGAUUUGAUGAAAGCAAUCCACGAAAUGGAGGAGAAAGAAAUAGAGGGCUGGUGGGGCCGCCAAGCACAAACAUCACAGGCACAAAUCAAUCACGCUCCAUAGAGGAUGAAUGGCCUCUUCUGUCAUCCCUCUACCAAGCACCUGCUGCUCAAAACCGAAUAUGCACCCAUGGAUUAGAAGCAGACACUUGUAAACCUGUCUUUGCUCAUGGGACAGACGUUUCUUCCAUGUUUGCUGCAUCUUCACUAGAUGUCUCAAAAUGCGAUUUUGACAUCAGUCAGAGAGAAGAUGGCACGACUCAAACAGAGCAGUACAAUGAACUCAAAACCCCAAAGGAGCAAUUACACGCCGAGAAGAAACAGGACAAAAAGAAACUAAACGAAAGUGGUCCAAACAGUGCAGCACAAGCACAUCUAGAUGCGAUAAAGAUGCAACCUGCUUAUGGCAUUCCAACUGAAUGGCCUUUGCUUCAAAAGUCGCAAAGGGAAGCACAAACUUCAGAACUCACAGCACAACCUGAUGAAAAACUAGACUUCAAAAUAGAUGCACAGGCUUCUGAGAUACUAGAGAUGCGAAUUAUUAAACACGAGCAUGCUACUGAGAAGGAAACGUCUCUUGUAGAGCAACCAGACAUUGCUGACAUGAGCUCUGGGCUGGAGGAGCAAGAGUUUGGGGAGAUGAAGCAAAGCCCUUCACAGAUAGACCAGGGUUUUGUUUGGAAUAAGGAAGUAGAACAGACGCAGUGGGAUUUGGAAGUGCUAAAGCAGAGCUCAGGGUUAUCACUGCAGCACUCUGAGCAGACAACCCUCGCUGUGACCCAGGUAGAAAGAAAAGAGGAUCAGACUGAGCGCUUCACGCUUUUUGUGGUUGAUAAACUGUUCCUGGCCACUCCGAACUUUACAGCCUCCAGCCCUGACACCAUGACCAGUGGCAACGUACUAGAUGGCCCAGCAGAAGGGACAGCAGAGCAGGUUUCUGCUGUUCCAGACAUCGACCCUUGUGAGGAUGCAGGAUUCACAGUCAAGAUCCAGGCUCCUGGAACAGAACCAAGAGACUUCCAGGUGUCACCUUUAGCUACGGUGCAGGAAAUUAAGCAAGUAUUGAUGGACCAAGAGGAGACCAGUCGGCGCACAUGCUUUUCCCUGCAGCUGAAUGGAGUCACUCUCGACAACUUUACCCAUCUUAGAUCCAUACCAGAUCUUCAGGAGGGCUCCGUUCUGAGUGUUGUUGAGGAGCCGUACAGCGUUCGAGAAGUGCGUAUGCAUUUGAGCCACAUCAGAGAGCUUUUAAAGAGCCUGGACCUCACAGAUGGCUAUAACGGGGUGGAGGGCAGCUCACCGUCCUUUCUCAGCUGCGUCACAGAGGAAAUUAUGGAGGAGAGCAGCAAACCUAAGCGAAGAGGUGACGGGAUGAAGCAGAUCAACUGCUGUCCUCCAGAUCACCUUCUGCCAGGCUGUAAGGAACGUCUGCUGGUGCCCCUUCAACCUCAUUCCGCUUUUGGCAAGUCGUCAGAGUGCUUGAAGGUUUUGGCCUCGAGUAGCUGGAAUCCUCCGCCUGGAAACAGAAAGAUGCACGGAGACCUGAUGUAUCUGAACGUGGUCACUAUGGAGGACAGACACUUCAGUAUAACAGCAUCCACCCGUGGCUUCUUCAUCAAUCAAUCUACAACAUACAGCUUUAAUCCAAAACCAGCCGAUCCAAGUUUCCUCAGUCACGCUCUGCUGGAUCUCCUGACUCAGAUCAGCCCAGUCUUCAAGAAGAAUUUCAGUGCCUUGCUGAAAAAGAGAGGGUCUACUCACCCCUUCGAAAGGAUUGCGACACCGUUCCAGGUGUUCAGCUGGACCGCUCCAGCUCUGGAUCAUACACUGGACUGUGUCCGAGCAGAGGAUGUCAGCUCUUUCCGCCUGGGUUACGAAGAACACCUGCCUGUUCAGGCCCGGGACUGGAACGAAGAACUUCAGACCACAAGGGAGCUUCCAAGAAAAAACGUAACAGACCGCCUGAUAAGGGAUCGAGCCAUUUUCAAGGUUAACAGUGAUUUUGUGAGCGCGGCCACUCGAGGAGCGAUGGCAGUGGUGGACGGAAACGUGAUGCCCAUCAACCCCAGUGAAGAACCACGACAGCAGAUGUUCGUCUGGAACAACAUUUUCUUCAGUCUGGGCUUCGAUGUGCGGGACCAGUACAGAGAGUUGGGAGGAGACUCUGCAGCCCAUGCAGCUCCUGUCCUUGACCUGAACGGUGUGAAGGCGUAUUGGGUCAUGGAUCAGGAAGAUCUCUAUCUGAUCGGUACUGCAGUAAUUGAUUACCGAGGGUAUCGCGUUACUGCCAAAACUAUCAUGCCAGGAAUCCUGGAGCGGGACCAAGAACAAAGUGUCGUCUACGGCUCCACUGACUUCGGCAAGACCGUCGUUUCUGAUGACAGGUAUCUGGAGCUGCUUGACAAACCCAGUAAGAAGCUGAGGGUGCAACGUCACCGCGUCCUGAACAAGGACGACACUACAGUAGAGUUAUGCUCCUCGGUGGAGCACAAGGGCAUUGUGGGUAAUGAUGGUCGGCACUACAUCCUGGAUCUACUUUUCACUUUCCCACCCGACCUUAACUUCCUGCAUGUUGAAGGAGAGCAUUUAAAUCCUGUGUGUCAGCAACUGGGCUUCCCAAGGCUUCAUCCUCAUCGGCUGGUUUGUCUGAGACAGGAGCUCCUUGACGCCUUUGUGGAGCACAGAUACCAGAUGUUUAUGAAGACCGUCUCCCAAAGUUCUGAUGAUGACAGAAGAAUUUCCCAAUCUGAUGGCACAUCUGUGAUCAAGAGCGACCUAUCCACUGCACCACAGCUUCCCUUAAAUACUGUCAGAAUCCCAGAGCAGAAGCCAAAGCAGCCGCACCAAAUUACCAACAUCCAGCAGAGCUCUUCAAUAAAGCAAAUCUUCUCCUCCCUCAGGAAUACUUUUGACCUCCAAUUCAACCCCAACGUCUUCUGUCCAGGUGUACGUUUUCCCAAGGAAAGUACUGAAGAAAUCCAGAAACAGAAACAGCAGUUAAAGGAUGCAGCGAGUUUCCUCAUUUCCUAUCAGAUCCCUGCAUUUAUGAAGAAUUGUCUUGAGCACACAUCGAUGCCCACAGAUGGUGUGACGCUGACAGAGGCUCUGCAUCAGCAUGGCAUCAACAUCCGCUAUCUGGGCACCGUGCUGGAGUACAUUGAGGAGAUCCCGCUGAAAGAAAGACUCGAUCAUGUCUAUAGAAUUGCACUUUGUGAGCUGAUCACCAGAUGUGCAAAACAUCUGUUUAAGACGUAUCUUUUGGCAGUGGAACCAUCUGCUCUGUCCGCCUCUGUCAGCCAUUUCCUAAACUGCUUCUUGAGCUCCUUCGCCGAUGCCGGAGUCAUUCAGCAGAGCGACAGGUUAGCUUCCAGACGCAGGAGUCGCAGGAGACGCAGUCAAGUGUCUGAAGGUGGUACGGUGACCAUCUGGUCCACCCUCACUCCCAGCGAUUUGUGGAGAGCCAUCAGCACUGAGGCUCUGGAGUAUUACCACUACUGUUUGUGCUGUGUUAGUGUGGAGGAGGCCGUGGACAAAUGCAGACUGCAGAGGAUCACCCUGCUCAGAGAGACUGCCAUCAAAACUGGCAUUCAGAUUCUUUUAAGAGAGUAUCAGUUUGAUUCUGGACAGAAUGUUGUAUUCACUGAGGAAGACAUCCUUAAUAUUUUCCCUGUGGUGAAGCACAUCUCUCCGAGGGCCAGUGAUGCUCUUUAUCUCCUGCACCGUGGUCAGAUGAAGGUCCAGCAAGGCUGCCUGAAAGAGGGCUGCGAGUUAAUCUGCCAGGCUCUGGCUCUCUUCACUAAUGUCUAUGGGGCUCUGCAUCAGGAUGUCUGUGUCUGUUUGCGGCUGCUGGGACGAAUACACUACAUCCUCGGAGAAUACGCUGAGGCGCUCAGUCACCAGCAGAGGGCAGUGCUGAUCAGUGAGAGAGUCCUGGGAAUUGAGCAUCCCAGCACUAUACAGGAAUAUAGGCUCCUGGGUCUGUAUUGCUUUGCUGGUGGUCAGACAGUGACGGCUCUGCGGUUGUUGUACCGGGCAAGAUACCUGAUGCUGCUGGUGUGUGGAGAAGAUCACCCUGAGAUGGCUUUACUGGAUAGUAAGAUAGGUCUUGUGCUUCAUAGUAUGAUGGCCUGUGAACUUGCCCUCAAGUUCCUGGAAAACGCCUUGUUGCUGACCUCCAAAUAUCAGGGACCCUCAUCUCUCAAACUGGCACAAAGUCAUCACCUACUGGCGAAGGUGUAUGAAAGUAAAGGAGAUUUCCGGGUCGCUCUGAAGCAUGAAAAAGAACGUUACGGCAUAUACAAGAAGCAGGUGGGAGAAGCACAUGAGAAAACCCAGGAGAGUUCAGAGUACCUGAAGCAUCUCACACACCAGGCUGUGAUUCUGCAGAAAACCAUGAACUGGAUCUACAAGACUGGAUCUGACACCAACAUCUCCCCGCUCAAUCUGAACUCUCCCAGUCGGGUCUGGAUUGUGGAACAGCUCAAUCUGGUCACUGGGAUUGUCCUUAUUCCUCUUAGUAACAGUGACCUAGAGAAACUCAGGACUGGUGCUCAGAAAACAUCUCAGCUCACGCAAAAUCAGGAUCAAUCAACGGAGGAUCUGCCUGAGGACCACAACAUAUCACAAGCUAUUAUUCAAGAGGACUAAUUUAAAACAUUUAAAGAAGGUGAUUAAACAGAUGAGCUCUCGAAUGAAAAGCGACCUCCUGACCACAUGCUGCAGUGGAUGAUCUUGAAAGUACAUAUAGCUCUCCCUUUAAAAAAGCAUGAGUGUAUAUAGGGAAAUUUGCACAUUUGUGAACUGGACUGUUUGGUCAUAUGUGUUUCCCUUUGUACUUUGAUGUGUUAUGAUCGCACUGUGUGUGUGUAUAAGAGCUACAGAGCAGUGACUAGUAAUGAGGGCUAAUGCAUGCACUUCAUACAUAGUUUGGCUUGUUUUUUAAGGUGCCAUAGAAUGGAAAACUGUAUGCAUAGCUGAAUAAUAAACGUUCACUAGAUGGUAAUGACAUA
This is a messenger RNA of Danio rerio (zebrafish), 6365 nucleotides long. The record is from RefSeq and is a predicted model, not a curated record. Lineage: Eukaryota; Metazoa; Chordata; Actinopteri; Cypriniformes; Danionidae.